GGGACGAGGAGAAGCCGGCUGCACUGCGGGCGUGGGUGAGAGCCAGAAGCCGGUUGGAGUUUGGGCAGAGCGUUGUCUUUGGUGAGAGAAGCGUGAGGGAGUCUUGGGAGCCGAGGACGCCCGACGGAGGAUUCUUCAGUCACAAUGUCAACUGGCACAGAUGUUUCUCUUUCUUCAUAUGAUGAAGAUCAGGGAUCUAAACUUAUCCGAAAAGCUAGAGAGGCACCAUUUGUUCCCAUUGGAAUGGCGGGGUUUGCAGCAAUCGUCGCAUAUGGAUUAUAUAAAUUAAAGAGCAGGGGAAAUACUAAAAUGUCUGUUCACCUGAUCCACAUGCGUGUGGCAGCCCAAGGCUUUGUUGUGGGAGCAAUGACUCUUGGUAUGGGCUAUUCCAUGUAUAAAGAAUUCUGGGCAAAGCCUAAACCUUAGAAGAAGAGAAGCUGUCUUGGUUUUGUUGGUGGUGCUUGCUUUUUAGUUAGGCAUCUCAUAGUGAGUUUUUAUGUUUAUGUUGAAAAUAAAUCAUUUGAAUGGGUCAGACAAUAAUAUGGUAAUUUAAAUAUUGGAUUUUUUUCUUGCAGGUUUGAUUUGCCUGGUAACCAAAUUACUUGUGACCAUUUAACUAGCUAGGUCAUUCAUGGGAGUCAAAUUAGCACAAAAGAAACAUGUCACUUUUAAAUGUAGUGAUAAAAUAUGCUCCUUCUUAAACUCUUCUGUUAAAAUUAGUUGUAAAGAGGACAGUUUGCCAAUUCUGAAGUACUCCCAAUUGCUGCAGAAUAUCACAUGCUUUUGAUGUUAUAUAGGAAUCCUAUUUAACUUUUUUCUGCCUGUUUUGCAGACUGAGUACUUCAGUUUUUAGGGCUCUAAUCCUUUCAGAACAGUGCAAAGAAUAUAAGCUUCCCCACAACUGAAAAUAUGUGUAUUUAAACCAAACCCAAAAAGCCGAUAACAGCUGCUUAGAAGUAGUAUUUAUUUCAGAAUAAUACUUGUAAACAUGAGAAUAACUUAACUGUGGAUCCCAGUUUAGCUUUUUUUGUAAUUGCAGAGUUAUAUUUAUGCUGCUGUUGUAUUAGAAUUUUUAAAUGUCAUCUUGAAAUUGAAAUGUGUAUUUUAAGAACUAAUGCAAAGGUAAAUGAAAAAUACUUUUUAAAUGUUUGAAGUUUGUUUAUUUUUGUUUAUUUUCUCUGUAAGAAUCAUAAAUGUUAACAAAUUACCUAUAUGUGAAGUGAUUAAUGAUUUAUCAGCAAGGUGGUUUGGUCAGACAUUUAUACACAAACUUUGGCAUACUCCAGAAUGCUUUAUUAUACAUGAAAUUUUCUCGUCUAACCUGAAUUUACAUUCCAUGGAGAUAACAUGGUAAAUGUAGUGUUAGUAAAGUAAGUGAACACAUCAA
Molecule: messenger RNA, 1387 nt
Organism: Nyctereutes procyonoides (raccoon dog)
Lineage: Eukaryota; Metazoa; Chordata; Mammalia; Carnivora; Canidae
Gene: HIGD1A
Product: HIG1 hypoxia inducible domain family member 1A
Exons: 4
Coding region: 145-426 (93 amino acids)
Biological process (GO): negative regulation of apoptotic process; mitochondrial respirasome assembly
Cellular component (GO): mitochondrion
Source: RefSeq, a predicted model, not a curated record